Messenger RNA from Cladocopium goreaui, 600 nucleotides. Lineage: Eukaryota; Dinophyceae; Suessiales; Symbiodiniaceae. The record is from the annotation of a GenBank genome assembly.
AUGGCGUCUUCGUCUUCAUCUGGCAAAUAUGACGCAGUGAUCAAAUCAGGCCUGAAGCUGAAGGGCGGGGACAAGAACAAAGAGGUGGGAGUCAAGGUGGCCAAGAAAAAGAAGAAGACCCAAGAGGAUGUUCUGACCGAGCAGUUGCAAGCCAACGCCGAUCAGGAAUUGCAGGAACAGGCUGAGCUCACUAAGGGUGCCACCCAAGGCCCUACCACUGCUCAGAAGACUUUCAAGUUAGCCCGCGAGAAACGCAGCAAUCAGAGGAUCAAUGAAGCCAUCCAGUACACGCAUCGCCAGCGGAUGGACAAGUUGAAUGCCCAUCUGGGCAGCUUGACGGCCGGCUCCCGGCCGACUCUACAUGAUGGUGCAAAUGGCAGAUGGAUGGACUGUACAGUGGAACUUGCAGAAACUCCUGGGGGAGAUGUUCGAAAAAGGGCUCGGAAGAAGCUUGGGAAGAAAGAGUUGGAGCGCAUCAAAGGUGCUGAAGCAGGCCCACCCAAAGAGGAGCCCAGAGAAUCAGCUCCAGUGAAUGUGUUGCCUGUGGAUCAGGUCGCCUCCUUGGGUCCUGGCCCAGCGGAAGCGGUGACGGCGCCCUGA